AAAUAUCACGUGCUGUGGGUCGGGGUGUGGUAAUUUACAUACCCAUUUGAGAUCGGAUUUUGGAAAGAAAUCAUGAAAGUGAUACCUUAAAUCGAUCUAAUUCGUUCUUGUCAGAGGAGUGGUAUAAAUAUUGAAAAUCGCGGGCAGAACAGUAUCAUUCUUUCAACAGCUAUCAUUCCAAUCACAGCGGUCUAACUCCAUCACUCCUGUACAAUGGCUUUCAAAUUCUUCCUCCUGUCUGCCCUGAUUGCCGUGGCCAGCGCUGGUCUGCUCCCAGUUGCCGUGAAGCACGUGGAAUAUGCCGAAGCUCCCGCCGAGUACCAGUUCCAGUACUCCGUCCAUGAUGACCACACCGGAGACAUCAAGAGCCAACAGGAGGAACGCCACGGAGACAAUGUCGUCGGACAGUACACCCUGAUCGAUGCCGAUGGUUACCGUCGCGUUGUGGACUACACCGCCGAUGAGCACAACGGAUUCAACGCCGUCGUCCGCCGUGAACCGCUGACCCAGAAGGUCGUCAAGGCCGUCAAGGUUGUUGCCCCAGUUCAGCACUACGUCUCGGCCCCGGUUGUGCACAAGGUUGCCCUGCCAGUGGCCAAGGUCGCUUACCCAACCUACUAUCACCACUAAAUUGGAUCCUAUUUCAUCUCACCAUCAUAGAUCUUCAUCGCAUCCAGUAGCUCUGAUUUUUAUGCUAGAAUAAAUUUAUUUAUUUCAAUUCAAAUCUUGAUAAACAA
Molecule: messenger RNA, 737 nt
Organism: Culex pipiens pallens (northern house mosquito)
Lineage: Eukaryota; Metazoa; Arthropoda; Insecta; Diptera; Culicidae
Product: larval cuticle protein A2B-like
Exons: 2
Coding region: 214-630 (138 amino acids)
Cellular component (GO): extracellular matrix
Source: RefSeq, a predicted model, not a curated record